Molecule: messenger RNA, 4335 nt
Organism: Eriocheir sinensis (Chinese mitten crab)
Lineage: Eukaryota; Metazoa; Arthropoda; Malacostraca; Decapoda; Varunidae
Exons: 13
Coding region: 1195-3357 (720 amino acids)
Biological process (GO): nervous system development
Cellular component (GO): external side of plasma membrane; signaling receptor complex
Molecular function (GO): signaling receptor activity
Source: RefSeq, a predicted model, not a curated record
GCAGCUCCUUCUUCUCUUUCUUACUAGGAAAGGUUCUUGCGAACUCUGAGAGGCAGGUCAGCCCAAGCGAGGCGACGCGACGCUGAGGCGACGCUUUGUGUCGUUCUGUUUGGUAAUUACUCCGAGUUUCAGCUUCACAGUGUCUUUGCUCAUGAUGCUCCGGGCUCAAGUGGAGUCCUGUUUCUUUUUCAGCGAGAGAGAGACGUUGUAUUUCCACAAUGAAUUUUCUGCACAGGGUGUAAGUGAGCUAGAAUCAUUGUUGUACCUUGCCGCUCUUAUGUCAGGCUCCUAUGGAUUAGUAUUUCUACUAUUAAGAGUUUUGACGCUGAAGACCCUGGCCGCCGUUGUUGUGCUCCAGGAAGGAGAGCGUGACGUCCAGGUGAUGAGUGUCCUAGCUGGGACUGACACGCAACGGACGAGAUAUAUAACGAAAAUAAAAUGCUACAACCACGACCUUGGCCCAAAAGCCAUCGUGGGAUUGAGUCCCGAGUUCUGGGAAAUUUGAUUACAUAGAUGUUUCUUUAUUUACCAAAUGCUGAAAAGAAACAUUUAAGGUAUUAACAAAACUGUCAUGUGACGCCAGCGGAAGACAUGGAUCAUCAUAUUCUUUAUUAUAUUAUGAGCAAAGCUAAUCAGAGCAGCAACACUAUAUCAUAAGAUUAUUCUAGUUUAGGGUGACGGCUUUGAGUUGCUUGCUGUGCCUCUGCGGUGCUUCUGUUGCGGCCUUGUCCCCCCUGGCUCCGUAACACCGCUGACACAGUACAUGAUGCCAUUGGUCUACACAUCCAUGCCGAGCCCUGCGUGUGUGUAGAACAUAAUUGUGCCAGAAAGACCUUGACUAGGAGCACUUCGUCCAUGGUGAGUGUGUAGCACAAGUAGCUGGGCCGCAGCGACGCACUUGUCUUGUCCAUCGAUAGAAGUGUUGCGUCCGUCCGUCUUGUGUGAUGCUUUUCUGCCUCCAAGUUAGCAGCCUGAAGUCUUACAUUUCAUUCCUAGACAGAAUUCAUCCAAAUGUUUAUGUCGGUGUUAGUCUACUUGUCUCAGGAGUCAGGCACCUCCACCAGGCUGACCCCUUGGCGUCCAUUUGACGCCUGAGUCUGGCCGCGAGGCUCAUGUGUCCACCGGUGAGCGUCGUUUGCAUUUCGCCGCCAGACUCAGGUGGAUGAUAGUGUUGUCAACAGCAGUAGUGAUCCAAUGGUUUGCCUCCUGAGGAAAGUCCAGCAGCUGGGCGACGUGCUUAGUAACAGCCACCCCGGGGUGUCCCUUGCAGGGGAGCGGUACCCGGGGCGCGUGGCGGCCAUGUCGCGGGUGGCGGCCGCCCUGGAGCUGCCGCUCUCCAAGGCGGUGCCGGUGCCCACGGCAGCCGCCACGCACCUUAUCAUCACCUCUUCCCAAGCUGACCCCCUCUUCCCCCUCUCCACCAUCCACCACUACCUCCAGCACCUGCCGGUGACCACGGACGCCUCCAACCCCAACACCACCACCAUCACCACCACCACCACCUCCACCACUGAGGCUGACCACAACGUGUCACUGGAGCAGCUCAAGUACCUGGCCGGCACCUGUCAGUCUGCCCUCGAGGACUGCAAUGCGGAGGACGGCUGCCGCAGUUACCUGCAGCUGCUGAACGGCCACUGCGAGGACCCCAAGUGCCACAGAGACGCCUGCAUGAGCUCAAUCCAGGACAUCUACAAGUACCUCCUCGAGACCAACCAGGAGCUCGCCCUCAAGAUCGCCCUCUGUGUGUGUAGGAAGCACGAGGGCCGGGAGGAGGAGGGGUGUCGCAGUGCCCAGCGCCGCCUGCACCCGCCUUGCGCCGAGUCCACCGAGGCGCCGUCCAUCAGCCAAUGCCACAACCUUGGUCGGGACUGCCGCGGCGACCGAGUGUGUAGGUAUCGGCUGGAGCACUACGAGCUGUCGUGCGCGGCGGACACCGUGACGGGUCGCUGCGCGGGGCACCACCGGGAGUGCACCAAGGCCAUGCUGGGGCUGCUGGGCACGGACCUGCACACCAACUGUGUGUGUAAGGGCAUCGCCUUCCAAGACAUCAACCAGUGCCUGGCCUGGAAGCGGCUCAUCUGGGGCAACCCCUGUGUAGUCGAGGCACAGCUCACCUACCACCUCAAGCGGCUGGGCUUCCAGGUGGACAUUCUGGCGCCUGUCUUCAUGGAGGAGGACGAGGCGGAGAAGAACAGCAUCAAAGAAAAGAACGCCAAACUCGCCGGGGGUCGUGGAGGGGGACGAGACGACGACCACGACAACCACGACGACCACACCGACGACGACGACGACAUUCGCUACGACCCUUCAGAUGACCAGAACGACGCAAACGUGGAGGCAAACGACGGGACGCGGUUGCAGGCGAGAAAAGUGGCCAGCUCCUCCCCGCGCGGCCACACGCCCCCGCACGCCGCCCCCGCCGCCCCCACCACCUCCACCACCACCACCACCUCCACCACCACAACCACCACCACCACCACCACUACCACCACCUCGCCCACCACCACCACCAUACCCACGACAACGCUGCCGGAGAGGUAUUGCGAGGUGAGGCGACCUUGGGACACUCGAUCACACAUCAUCGAAGAGGGAGGCAGCAUGCGGCUUUAUAAAGAGGGCGACCAAGACUGUUCCGAGUUGUGCUUUUGCGAGCUGCACGAGAGAACGAAAUGCAAGGUAUUGGAGUGUCUCGAGAACCGCCCAUGUGAGACGAGCUACGCCGUGUACAACCACAACGCUCCCGCCUACCAAGCCAAGAGGGGCGAGUGUGUCUGUUACUCGGGCGACUUCGUGUGUCAAAGGCCAAAAGAAGAGGAGUUCGAGCUGCCGACGGGCCUGUUCCUGCUGCUGGGGUUUAGCAAGACGGAGGAGGCGCUGCUGAGGAACGUGACAGGGGGAGGCGCCGUGGAAGCCCUGGGCCACCUGCAGCUUCUCUUCCGCUCCAUCGCCGCGGAUUUGGGGGAGGACUGUGUGCUGGAGCUGCUGCAGCACACCGAGGACAACUUGGUCCUGCAGAUCAGACAUCUGCAGGUCACCACGGGCGCCACAAACGCCUCCUACAGCCACUACAUGCAGAUGGAGGAGCGUGAGCGCUGCGAGAAGCCUGCCCAAGAGGUGGCGGCCAUGUUCCGGCAGCGCUCGUCGCGCAUCCACCACGACGUCAGUCUCUCGCUCUUCGUGCUGGCAGAGGUCGUCGACAACGUGCCCAACCCACAGCGCAUCAGCAACGGCCAGGCGUCCGUGGGCGGGGCGGGCGCGAGGGCGUGUUGGUCGGCGUGGCUGGCGGGGGUGGCAGUGCUGCUGGCGGGUAGGCUGGACGCCGCCCGUUACUUCGCCCACGCCGCCGCCUCGUCGUGAUACACACAGAACAUGUUCUUUUUAUGUUGUGACUGGGCAGUGAGCUAACCUUUCCCGGCAGUAGUGAUGAUGUAAAUAAGAAAGUUACUCCCGAGUGAUCGAGUGUGUGUAAAUAAUAAAAAAAAUAUAAUUUUAAAAAGUUCAUAACCUCAUUAUAAGGCGUGACGCUGUGAGCAGAGCCUCGCUGCUUUGAGUGACAUUCACGCUGCCUGUCACCGAGGCCUCGCGGCGCCAGGCCCUGCUGAGUCGCCGCCAUUCCUCAGGCGUCGGAAGUUCGGAUCCUUUGGCUGAAGAGUGAGGCGGUGCAGGCAGCAAGGUGGAGCACGGCGUGGCGGCGAGACAAACUACCUGCCCAGAGGGUAUGGGUGAAGGGUGGCGCUGACGGCGCGCCUCCAGGUUGCUCAGCGAGAUUUUUGCGGCUCGGCCACCGCAGAGCAGUGUUGACGCGGCCUCCAGUAAGCCGCCGCCUGGGUCUGGGCCGCCGAGGAAGAACACUUCAGACUAGCGGCGGCACCGGCUGUCCCGCCGCCAGACGCAGCUCGCCGCGCCGUGGAGGGGUUGAUGUUUUAUGUCAAAAUGUAGAGUAGAUUUUAUUUUUCCUCUUAAGUGUUCACUCGAUAUUUCGUUUUCCAGGAAUAUCAUUCGUAACAGGUUUGUAACGUGGAGAUAAAAAUCCAUGCCAUAAUUUUUUUUCAGUGUCUAUAAUACAAGAAAAAUGCUCGCGCGAGGGGGGGAAUGGGGGGCGGGGAGCCGGGGAGGGGUGGGCGUGCUGGUGCUAAUACUGGUAGUUUUUCUCUCGUUGUUGAUAGUCAAAACAUGUGAACGAUAUUUUGCUUGUUUAUUAUAUCGGUAUAAAAAAAUGGUAAAAAAUACUGUACAAAUGUUAUUUGCUUUUCUUGUUGCUUGUUGUAGUGAAAAAUGCUCGAAAUGUUGCAAUAAACAAUCGUGAAAACUGCUUGCAAUAUUUUUCUCGAGGAC